Clonostachys solani is the source of this 2292-nucleotide messenger RNA. Lineage: Eukaryota; Fungi; Ascomycota; Sordariomycetes; Hypocreales; Bionectriaceae. The record is from the annotation of a GenBank genome assembly.
AUGAUAUACACUACCCUCCUGAUUGCUUUGUCACUGGUGACUGGCACGUUCGGAGCAGCUCGAACAAGUCCACCCUCAGGUGCCAUCGUCGUUGCCAAGUCGGGAGGAGACUACAAGACAAUCCAGGAAGCUGUUAAUGCUGCCUCCGCUUCCGAGGCAGUCAUAUUCAUCCAGCCUGGGACCUACGAGGAGCAGGUCCUGAUAGCAUCAGGGGCCGGCGCUUUAACCAUCUAUGGCUAUACUGAGGAUGACCAAGAUUAUAGCAAGAACGAGGUCAUUCUUACACAUAGCCUGGGUGCUGACGAGGCAGGAAACAACGAUGCUUCAGGCACCCUUCGCGCUAAGAACGAUGGACUCAAGGUGUACAAUGUCAACAUCGAAAACUCGCGUGGAAAGGGUAUCCAGGCCAUUGCGUUGAGCGCAUAUGGGAGCGAGCAGGGCUAUUAUGGUUGCCAAUUCCUUGGGUAUCAAGACACGAUCCUUACGAGUAAAGGAAAUCAUUACUUUCAUGGUUGCUAUAUCCAAGGGGCUACAGACUUCAUCUUCGGACAGGACUCUAUUGCUUGGUUUGAGAGUUGCACCAUCGGUAUCAGUGCCAGUGGUUACAUCACUGCUAAUGGGCGAGACGAGGCCAGCAACCCAGGGUGGUAUGUCAUCAACAAGGCAACCGUUAAAGCUCUUUCCGGUGUCAAAGAUGGAGCGACCUAUCUUGGACGCCCGUGGCGCGAAUAUGCUCGGGUCGUCUUCCAGAAUAGUGAUCUUGGCGCUGUGGUUAACUCGGCCGGCUGGUCAACCUGGGGAAGCACACCAACAGACAACGUUUACUAUGGGGAGUUUGGAAACACAGGAGAAGGCGCCAGCGGAACACGAGCCAGCUUCUCCAAGAAGCUUGACAGCGCUGUUUCUGUAGGUGACAUUUUGGGCUCCACCUCAUGGCUAGACUCGAGCUAUAUUGGUGGCGAUAGUUCUGGAGGCAAUGACGACAAUCAGACAGCUACUAGCAGUGCUGUUGAAAAGAGCAGUACUAUUAGUAGCACUGCCGCAACCGUUAGCACUGUCACAACACGUAGCACUGUUACCAAACCUAGCGCAAUCGCAACCGCUAGCACCGUCACAACAUCCAGCACCAGUGCUAACAGAAAGUGUGGUGCAGCUACCACACUGCAGACAGUGACAAGGCAGACCUCUGCCUCAAAGGUCGAAGGCGACGCUACUUCUGUCGUGAGUGCUACUUCUUCUGCCGCGAGUGCUACUUCUUCUGCCGCGAGUGCUACUUCUUCUGCCGCGAGUGCUACUUCUGCGACCCCAAGAGCAUCUGCUACGCCAGGCGCCGACGAUUGUAGUGGAACACCUGAUGGCUUUGCCUCUCUUAACGGCGGAACGACUGGCGGUGCUGGUGGCGAAGUUGUCACAGUAUCAACCCAGGCCGACUUGGAGAAGUAUGCCAAAGAGUCUGCCAAGUACAUCAUCAAGGUCAAGGGGGUUAUCACCAUAACUCCUAAGGGCACAGAGAUCAAGGUCUCCUCGGAUAAGACUAUUGUUGGCAUUGGCAAUGAUGCAGAGAUUAAUGAGGGUGGUUUCAAUCUCCAGAAUCAGCGCAACGUCAUCUUCCGCAACAUUAAGAUUGGUAACACCUAUGUUGAAGGUGACGAUGAGGGCAAGACCCAAGACUGGGAUGGAAUCCAAAUGGACAAUUGCACUAACAUUUGGAUCGAUCACGUCCACCUGGAAAAGGGCGGCGAUGGCCUGAUUGAUAGUCGCAAGGAUACCACCUUUCUCACCGUAUCUUGGUCUAUUUUGCGGAACCACAACAAAGCAUUUGGAAUCGGUAAUACGCCCCAGGCAAAAUUACUGCUUUAUUCUUCCGUCCAUGAUGCUAACUAUGAGCUAGGCUGGACCGAUAACGUUGUGGCCGAAAUGACAAUCCACCACAACUUCUUCGAUCAGACCAAGCAGCGAAACCCUUCCGUUGACAAUGUCAAAUACGCACAUCUCUACAACAACUAUCUCGUCGGGCAGACUUCCUAUGGCCACUACGCGAGAGGGCAGACUGAGAUGAGAAUGGAAAAUUGUUACUUCAAGAAGGUCAAGAACCCAAUCACCUCCGACAGCACGGCUAAGCUGUACGCCACGGGCAACAAGUUUGACGGGACCUCUGGUACGCAGGCCAAGAAUACCGGCACUGUAUUUGAUCCAUCCGAGUUUUACGAGUAUACCGUGGAUGCCGUGGAGGAGGUCCCUGACAUUGUCUCAGAGGGAGCUGGUCGACAAGCUAGUAUUUGCCCUAGCUAG